AUGUAGUGGGGAGGACAUAAUAUACGGGUCGGCUCAACUUGACCAAGCACCGGUCAGCAAAGGGUCAAGUUGACCUCUGCCCCGGUAGCUGAGAUUUGAAUUCCUUUUCCUGCUGGCAUCCUCGAUUGAAACUUGCUGCUACGCACCUACUCCAAUAUCACCUUGUCUGAUCCUGCUGUGUUUGUCCUAAGUUCAUUGUUUUGACCAAGGCUGCAGGUUUUUUGUGUACAUUAAACUUGUAAUAAGCCUCCUGACUUGCUUCGUCAUUUUGGUUGUUAUAAUUCUGUGUCGAAUCCACCACAGAAUCUUUUGGUGUCAGAAGUGGGAUCCGAAGAAAGAGUCUACCAGACCUCCCUUUCAGACGAUAAGUGGAGCCUUCGGAACCUUGCAAUCAAGUCAGAAGCUGAACAAGUACUUUUUUUAUUAUAUUGUACCAUUUGAGAUAUUCCGGUUGUUUGUUUUUUUUUUCUUUCAGGGUAGUUUAGGUAGUUAUUAUUUAAAGUAUAUAAUUGUAUUAAGUUAGAGUAUAAUUGUAUUAAACAAAAACCUGCAGCCAAUGGAGAACAGGACAAAAUACAAUGCAGUGGAUUGGGGUGAGGUCGGUCCUUUGGGCAGCGAAGGAGAGCCAGAAGGAGGAGCAGGAGUGGACCAAACUGAAGUCGCUGCCCUCCGGGCUCAGUUAGAGGCCCUGAAACUGGCCUGCCGACGGCCUCUCAUAAUCUCGGAACAGACAAAGCGGGUGCGCCAGUUCAGUGGUAGGGGCACUGCCGAUGAGCCAACAGCUGAGGACUUUGCAAGGGAAAUAAGAGAGGCAUGGGAGCUCAGGCCUUAUUCUGCACAGGAAAAGGUGGCAGUCAUUAUGAGCAAUGUCAGCGGCCCCGCCAGGAAGGAGCUCGAUUUGCAGACCUCAAAGACAAAGAGUGACCCAGAAGCCUUGUUGGAAACCCUCCUUGAGGCGUUUGCCCAGACUAUGCCAGUGCGAGAAGCUGAGGUGGUCUUUCUGAGAUCACGUCAACAGAUAGCAGAGUCCCUUCGAGACUUCUCGCACAGGCUCUUCAGCGAACACUCGGUGGCGGUAAGCCAACAAAGGCGGGAGAGAGUUGAGUGCUUCAGUGAGGCAAGGCUGAGGGACCAAUUCGUUCAUGGGCUGAACGACUCUGCACUACGUAGGGAACUGCUGAGACUGGUGGAGGAGGAACCAGCAAUAACAUUCAUUGCAGUUAGAAACCAGGCCCUCAAAUGGGAAAGCCAGGACCGAGGAAACUCCCAACUACAAAACCAGUGGUGUGAACUGGUAAGUUCCCAAUUGAACAGGUUUGGGGAGUUAUUGGAGGCUUUACAGCACACUCCACAAGCAAAUGGGCAGAGCAGCCCAUACCCCGACCAGCCUCUCCCCCAAACACAGACAAGUCACCAAGUCCAGUGGGCAGUUAACCGCCCCACAGCACCUGCAGGACUGAUUUGGGCGCAAACAAGUAGGGGAUUCUUCCCAUAUGCUGAGGAUGGAGCACCAGUCUGCAUCAACUGCUGGAAGUCUGGACAUGUGGUGAAUCAAUGUCUGGAAUUGUCACAACCUGAAACUCUGAUUCACUCAAGUGCUAUUGGUUGUUCUGUCAAUGGUCUAUUGCCCCGUGUUUCAGAAAAUCCACCCACAAUACCUAAAAGGCAGAAGUUAGGAAAAUGGUGUAAUUUUCACAACAGCCGCUCACACAAUUUGUAUGAAUGCAGAUCACAGCCAAUCCACACAAUUGCUGCCCUUUUUCCUGGAUACACAAACAACCCAUCUUCAUCUGGACGUAAUCCGCAAGUUGAAGAGGAAGUGCUAAUCAAUGGACGUAGGGCUAAAUGUCUAUUAGACUCUGGCUGCUCUUUUGAUGCUAUUGUCAGUAGAUCUUUUGUAAGACCUGAAGACAUUAUGGAUGUAUCAGUGACCCUUCAAUCUCUUGACUUAGACAUCCCACCCAAAACAGUACCUCUUGCUAAAGUGCAUGUUAAGUCCCGUUUUGUCCAUAGUACUAUUACAGCUGCUGUUUUAGAAUCCUCAUUGUAUGACAUUGUACUUGGAUCAAGAUUUAUAAAGCUGGAAAUUCCCCAAAACUCCACUAUUAAGUUGCCUUCAGUGCAUCUAACCGCAUCCUCUCGACAAGGAGUAAGAGACACCCAAGACGUUUUUAAAUCCAAGCACACUAUAAGAGAUAUGACGCCAUCACACCUGCCUAUUAAUGUUAGCUCUCAAUGUAGAGAGGCCCUGCAGGUUGCGAGAGAAACAGUCAAGUCUCACCCCUCCGAAUUAGUUAGCAGGAGCAAACUUGCCAUUUCACCUCAAGUCAACCAAGUAGGACAACGGGCCAAUAAACAGGCUAGGCGCAUUCACACCCGUGGUGCAAGUCACCUUACCCAACCAGGCUCUACAUCCAGAGACGGAAAGUUUGAGACUUGUCAGUCAUGCAAGUCCCGGAUUGAUAAGUUUCGCAGACCAUAUUCAUUCAGGAGAAACAAACAGUGCCACCAGCAACAGAGACUUUUUGGUUCACCCCUCACUACCGCACUACCAUCAGGUUCCCAAACAUCUAUGACAGAUUUUAGUGUCCUUGAUUACCAGAUGGAAAGCCCACAGCACCAGCUACAUUCUUCAUACAAAGAGAAACCUGAUAGGCCACCCUGUAGAAUCCAAGGUUCAAGUACACUACAGUCCGGAAACAUAUAUGGUGUCCAAGAAAAUGGCUGUUCGGAGAAGAAACAGUUGUUUCUGUUUCCAGAAACGUACUAGGCUAAACGCCCCGAGACGGGUCGUUUCAAGCUAGGGGCUCUGUAGUGGGGAGGACAUAAUAUACGGGUCGGCUCAACUUGACCAAGCACCGGUCAGCAAAGGGUCAAGUUGACCUCUGCCCCGGUAGCUGAGAUUUGAAUUCCUUUUCCUGCUGGCAUCCUCGAUUGAAACUUGCUGCUACGCACCUACUCCAAUAUCACCUUGUCUGAUCCUGCUGUGUUUGUCCUAAGUUCAUUGUUUUGACCAAGGCUGCAGGUAAACACAUUUUUACUGUUUCUUGUACAUCACAUAUUCUUGUUUAUUUUUUAUAUAUAUCAUAUUGCUACCCAGGUUUUGUCCUCAUUGUCUGACUACCUUUGUUCUAUUUAAUUGUCAUAGUUUUUGUAAGAAAAGGUAAGAGCGAAGCUCUUCAAUGUAUGUUAGUUUUCUAUAGAACUAUUUGAUUUAUUUUUUAUUAAUUACUUUGUCAUUUAUUUUAUUAAUGUUUGGUGGUGUUCCAUAUCUCUCUUAUGUUCAUAAAAGAGAUGAUUGGUUCACACUAUAAGAUUUUCUUUUUUGUUUUUGCUUGAUCUAGAAUUUAUACCUGAUGUUGUGUUUACAUUUUUUUUUACAAAUUGGUCUGUUCAUUUAGA
This is a messenger RNA of Biomphalaria glabrata, 3402 nucleotides long. RefSeq lists its product as uncharacterized. Bases 557 to 2770 code for a protein of 737 amino acids. The transcript is spliced from 2 exons. Lineage: Eukaryota; Metazoa; Mollusca; Gastropoda; Planorbidae. The record is from RefSeq and is a predicted model, not a curated record.